AUGCUGUUUCGGUUUAUAUUGUUAUUAACACUUGUCGCAGUCGCAAUAACAGUCGCCGUUGAUAAUGAGUUGCAGUCAAACUUUACUAUACGUGUGGAGGAAGAAAACUCGAAUAGCACAAGUGGAAUUAACAAUGAUAAAGGAUUCUGGGAAUGGUUGUUCGGUUCGGUGGCACCAUAUCCACCAUAUCCACAAUAUCCACCAACAGUCGUAGAACCACCACAACCAAAGAAUUGUACCAAAUGCACUUGUGGUUUGACAAACAAACACAAUCGUAUUGUCGGAGGCGUUGAGACGAUUGUUAAUCAGUAUCCUUGGAUGGCCCUAUUGAUGUACAGAGGACAAUUUUAUUGUGGUGGUACAGUCAUAAAUUCACGAUAUGUGUUAACGGCCGCUCAUUGCAUUGACAGAUUCGAUGCGAAUAAAUUGAUUGUCCGAAUAUUGGAACAUGACCGCAACUUGACCGGUGAAAGCAAAACGCAGGAUUUUCAAGUGGAAAAAACAAUCAAACACAGUGGUUACUCUACUACCAAUUACGACAGUGAUAUUGCACUCCUUAAGCUAAGGAAUGCUAUCACGUUCGAAGGUUUGAUGCGACCUGCUUGUCUCCCAGAACAAGGAAAAACCUUCGCCGGCGAAAAAGGCAUAGUGACCGGAUGGGGUGCCGUCAAGGAAGGUGGCUCGGUAUCGCAAUCUUUACAGGAAGUAGUUGUUCCUAUUCUUACAAACAAAGAAUGCCGCGCUACGAAAUACCCAUCGCGCAGGAUAACAGAUAAUAUGCUAUGUGCGGGUUUCAAGGAAGGCGGCAAGGAUUCGUGUCAAGGGGACAGCGGUGGUCCGUUGCACAUAGAAAAAAAUAGUGUUCACCAGGUAGUUGGGGUAGUAUCCUGGGGCGAGGGAUGCGCGCAACCCGGAUAUCCUGGGGUUUAUACCAGAGUAAACCGAUUCCUUUCAUGGAUUGCAAGCAACACGAAAGAUGGUUGCUAUUGCUGAUAUGCAAUUUUAAUAUAGACUGACAUAUUUAUUUUAGUUAAUUUAUUCAUAUAAUGACGGAAAAUGUACAAGUUACAGAAACAAUCAAUGAAGCGCACAAUGAAACAUACAUUAACAAUUCGUAUUGGCAUUAUACAAUCAAGAAUUCA
This is a messenger RNA of Temnothorax curvispinosus, 1142 nucleotides long. Its product is annotated as trypsin-1-like. Bases 1 to 993 code for a protein of 330 amino acids. Lineage: Eukaryota; Metazoa; Arthropoda; Insecta; Hymenoptera; Formicidae. The transcript has 7 exons. The record is from RefSeq and is a predicted model, not a curated record. Gene Ontology annotation, biological process: proteolysis. Gene Ontology annotation, molecular function: serine-type endopeptidase activity.